Molecule: messenger RNA, 1397 nt
Organism: Camellia sinensis
Lineage: Eukaryota; Viridiplantae; Streptophyta; Magnoliopsida; Ericales; Theaceae
Product: delta-latroinsectotoxin-Lt1a protein
Source: RefSeq, a predicted model, not a curated record
ACCCUCUCUCUCUCUCUCUCUCUCUCAAAAUGGCUAAUAACCAUCGUAUGGACGCAGAAGAGGAAGCAUUGUUUCGCACUUACCCAUACGCACUCUAUUUCGUACAGAGCCCAUCAACGGUCUCUCAUUCAAACAGUGCCGAUCUCCGAACCUCCAACGAAUCCGCGUUUCACUCUCCUCUUCGAUCCGAAUCCAACACCAACCCUCUCACCACUCACCCACCCCAAGACCUCUCUCGAUUCGCGCUCUCUCGCUACUCCUCCUCUCGCGGAUCCAACAAUUCCUUCUUGCAUGAGAAAAAGAUCGCCUACGAUCUUCAGAGUCAUGGGACUACUGGGACUGAGAAUGGUGAGAACCGUCUGAUUAGUGUUCAUCAUGGGGUUGAUUGUGAUCAUGAUGGUGAUGAUGAUGAUGAUGAAGAGGAGGAGGAUGAUGAGGAGUAUUUUGGGAAAAAAGGGUGUUGGUGGUGGUGGAGGUACUUGUCUUUUCGUACAUCUUCUUCAUUGGUUUGGAUUACUUUACAGAUUAUUUGGAGGUUUUUGGUGAGUUUGGCGAUUGCUUUGGUUGUUUUCUACAUUGUUACAAAGCCUCCACCACCCAAUAUGUCUAUUAAGAUAUUGGGAAUUCGAGAAUUCGGACUAGGAGAGGGAGUGGAUGGAACUGGUGUUACAACUAAAAUAUUGACAUGCAAUUGUUCAAUGGAUCUAGUGGUAGAGAACAAGUCCAAGCUCUUCAACCUUCAUGUCCACCCUCCAAUCAUGGAAUUGACAUUUGCUUCUCUUCCUUUAGCCAUUUCAUAUGGUCCGAAAUUAUAUGCAGGGAGUGACGGAACAACAUCUUUUGAAUUAAAUGUAGCAACAAAGAACAAGCCAAUGUAUGGUGCUGGGAGAGCUAUGCAAGACAUGCUUGACAUGAGAAAAGGAUUGCCGCUAGCGAUCAAUGUGAGAUUGAGAUCAAGUUUUUGGGUAGUUUGGGGACUCAUAAAACCUAAAUUUCAUCAUGAAGCGAAGUGUUUAUUAGUCAUCCAAAGAGCAUACGAUAAAAAGCAUCGAACCCAAGCAUAUAAUAGUAGCUGCAUCAUAACAACUUAAAUGUCCAAUGAGUGAUUGCAGGUAUUCAUAAUUUCUUAUGUGAAGUGGAUGUAAAAUGUCCUACCUACAUUGUAGGGUAGAAGGAUUAAAAUUCUUCCUUGUUUGCUGGUGCUUAUAUAUUAAAAGAAAGUUGAUCAAGUGGGUUGGGUUAGCUAUACAAGGAUGUGAAAAAAAAAAAAAAAAGUGAUGAAUUUGAAGUUUGUGAAGAAAUGGAAAUCUUUAUAUUACAGCUCAAGUCAGCUCUAUGGAUGAUAGCUUUGUGAUGUAACAACAAAGUUCAGUUUUUGGAUGAUAUUCUUGACAUAA